GGAAAUCCCUAGUGAAAAUUUACAAGAUCCGGGGCAUACCCAUUGAAAAAGUAGCUAUCUUGAGGAAUCCUUGUGUUUAUGUCUUUACCUUUUUCCAAAACAUUUUCACCUUUUCUUGACAUACAUUUUGCAACCAGCACAAAUCGGUUUGUAUAACCAAUAUGAAUUCUUUAAUAGGACGUGGAGUUAAUUUUCAGGUUGAAGCAGCACAGAAGGGAGUGAAAAAAAGAAGCUUGACUGAGAGUGGAAUGAAUGAGCAUGAAAAUUGUGUAGGCCUUGAUUUAGAGUUGAAGCUAUCACUAGCGGGAUCAAGUUCGGGUAAUUUAUCAAAUGCCUUAAAAUCUACAACUUCAAGGACUCUGCUGCCAUCAUCAUCAUCAUCCCAUAAAGUGUACUUACCUUCCUUAUUGGGAAUCAAUGGGAACCAUGAGCCAACACCAUUAAUUGCAACGGGAUGUCCUCAUUGUUUAUACUAUGUGAUGAUAUCCGAAGCUGACCCUAAAUGUCCGAACUGCAAAAGUUAUAAUCUGAUUGAUAUGUUUCAAGAGAAUCCUACAAAGAAAAUGAGGACAUGCUAAAAUUAAUUUGUACUUUUUUAUGAUUAGAAGUUAAUAUCUUUUAAUUCUUAGUAGUAGUUGUCUAUCAAUUAUUUUGAUAGUAGUUUCAAUUGCAUCCCAUUAUCUAUA
Molecule: messenger RNA, 686 nt
Organism: Glycine soja
Lineage: Eukaryota; Viridiplantae; Streptophyta; Magnoliopsida; Fabales; Fabaceae
Exons: 2
Coding region: 162-578 (138 amino acids)
Source: RefSeq, a predicted model, not a curated record